GUUCUGAUCGAAAGAACGCAUUAGUGCAAACUUCGUGAACUAGUGCAGCCAGUUCAGGUCGAAAGAACAAACUUUUUGUGUAACACAGUAUGAUGUAGCUGGAAAGCAUCCCCAGUGUAGUUCCAGUGCAGAGGAAAAGAACAGACCUACGGUAGCGCUGAAUAGCGCUGAUAGUGAGCUUCCCGAACGCACGAAGUUAACGCUUAGCCGCCAUCUUAUUGACACGGGUGAUGUUGCGUUGAUCCCGCUUGUUUUAUUCCUUCGGCGAACAGUGCGUUUUAUUCGCGCUCCGGGGUGAUUUUCAUCAUUUCCUGGAGAAAUGACUCAAUUUCUCCCACCGAAUUUGUUAGCGUUAUUCGCGCCGCGCGACCCGAUCCCGUAUUUACCACCGGCUAACAAACUCCCGCACGAGAAGAAGGUCGGCGGCUACAUAGGAGUCGGGACAUUUCUUAAGUACUUUGAGGAUCCUAAAGAAACACCACCACCAGUACGCGUAGAGACUCGAGAAGAACGUCUUGAACGUAGGAGAAGAGAACGUGCUGAACAAGUUGCUUAUAAACUUGAGCAGGAAAUUGCAGUAUGGGAUCCAGCUGGUAUUUCAAAUGUAACAGCAGAUCCUUUCAAGACUCUGUUUGUAGCUCGUAUUAAUUAUGACACUUCAGAAUCCAAACUCAGGAGAGAAUUUGAGGUAUAUGGACCUGUGAAAAAGAUUGUAGUAAUACAUAAUACAGUUAAUGGCAAGCCUCGAGGAUAUGCUUUCAUUGAAUAUGAGCACGAACGAGAUAUGCACUCGUGGUGGCCGCUGCCGGCAACUAGUGCCGUUCACUAUUCCAUGCAAUCCCUGAACCUGCCUGAUAUGAUAGCUGCUUAUAAGCAUGCGGAUGGUAAGAAAAUAGAUGGUCGCAGAGUAUUGGUCGAUGUCGAGCGCGCGAGAACGGUAAAAGGCUGGCUACCACGAAGACUCGGCGGUGGCUUGGGCGGCACUCGCAGAGGAGGUCCCGAUGUCAACAUCAAGCACUCGGGACGAGAGGAUAACGAGAGGGAGCGAGAGCGGUACCGCUUGGAACGCGAGAGGGAGACUUCGGGACGUGGCCUCGACAGAGACAGGGAUCGCGACCGCCUGGAUAGAGAGCGCCGGAGAUCGCGCGAUCGCAAGCGAAGGAGCAGAAGCAGAUCACGCGACCGCAAGCGCAGGCGAAGUCGCGACCGACUGCCGGAUCCUGACAUCGAGGAGAUUCAGCGAGACGAACGGCCACGCGACAGAAGGGAUCGCGAUAGAGAUCGCGAUCGCGAUAGAGAUCGCAAGAGGCGACGAUCGAGGAGCAACGAUCGGGAUCGUGACAGGGAUCGUAAGCGGGACAAGCGUGACCGGGAUCGCGAUCGCAGGGACAGGAAGGAGCGCGGCGAUCGUCAGGACGAGGACACGAAAGAGAUCCGAAUUAAGGAGGAGCCUAUGGACGAUUACCCAGACUACAGUAAUACGUUCCCGACGUCGGGUUCGUACUUCACCGCCGUCAAGUACGAGGACGAUAACGAUCAGGAGGUGGAGGAGAAAUACCGGAUUCCGGAGGGUCGACCCGACCCGCCUCCUUACAACAAUUACGAUUCCGUACAAGAUUAUUGAUCUCGCCAGUGCAUGUUUUUCGUCCUGUCCCGUUUUUUUUCUACUGUGCGUGAUAAGCCGUUGCAUUGUCAUGGUGUUGUUUCUCCUACAUAACAUAAUUGGCUCUGUAAAGAGCAAAGAAAUGCUUAGAAGAAUUAAUCACAUUGAUCAAACUGCCGUGAAAAAUUCGCGUAAUGUUUGUUUCAAUACAAUCGAAAUUUAUGCUGAUUUGAAGUCGUCUAUGUCUGUCCCCUUUUAUCUCUCUCUCACACACACACACACACAUACACACACACACACUCUCUCUCUCUCUCUCUCUCUUUCCCCUUUCUUUCUCUCAUGAUACAAAUACGUUCCACUUAAAAGGUAAUGUUUCCUUGCAUUAAUGAAUUAAAAAAAGGUAGCAGUCAGUGAAAUAUUGCAUUGUACUAUUCGACAAUAAUGAAUGGUUUGGAUUUAUUUUCAUUAUUUUGCCCAUACGUGUGCAUAACUAUAUACAUAUGUGUACACAACAAGUGCAUAUGUAUCUGCGUAUGCAAUAGAUAAUUUAUUUUCGCGACUGCUACAUGUAUAUUUAUACAUAUUCGGAUAAAAUAAACCAUGCGAUUAAUUCGUUACGUA
Odontomachus brunneus is the source of this 2224-nucleotide messenger RNA. RefSeq names its product U1 small nuclear ribonucleoprotein 70 kDa-like (gene snRNP-U1-70K). Gene Ontology annotation, biological process: mRNA splicing, via spliceosome. Gene Ontology annotation, molecular function: mRNA binding; U1 snRNA binding. NCBI's taxonomy places the organism in Eukaryota, Metazoa, Arthropoda, Insecta, Hymenoptera, Formicidae. Gene Ontology annotation, cellular component: precatalytic spliceosome; U2-type prespliceosome; U1 snRNP. The record is from RefSeq and is a predicted model, not a curated record.